GGCUUUCCGUUGUUCCGCGCAGACGCUUUGCGUGCGCAGGAGUGGGAGGAGCUCUUUUCGGCUUCGGCGCAGGCGCAGCGGUUCCCGGGCGACGGCGGCAGCAUGGACGACGAGGAGGAGACCUACCGGCUGUGGAAGAUCCGCAAGACCAUCAUGCAGACAGGUGAUUCUUUGUCUCUGCAGCUGUGUCAUGACCGUGGCUACCUGGUGACCCAGGAUGAGCUGGACCAGACACUUGAGGAGUUCAAGGCUCAGUUUGGGGACAAACCCAGUGAAGGAAGACCCAGGCGCACAGACCUGACAGUGCUGGUGGCCCACAACGAUGAUCCCACAGACCAGAUGUUUGUGUUCUUCCCAGAGGAGCCCAAGGUGGGUAUCAAGACCAUCAAGGUGUACUGCCAGCGCAUGCAGGAGGAGAACAUCACUCGGGCGCUGAUCGUGGUGCAGCAGGGCAUGACGCCCUCUGCCAAGCAGUCCCUGGUGGACAUGGCCCCUAAGUAUGUGCUGGAGCAGUUCCUACAGCAAGAGCUGCUCAUUAACAUCACGGAACACGAGCUGGUCCCUGAGCAUGUGGUCAUGACCAAGGAGGAGGUGACAGAGCUGCUGGCUAGAUACAAGCUUCGUGAGAGCCAGCUGCCUAGGAUCCAGGCAGGGGACCCAGUGGCACGCUACUUUGGAAUCAAACGAGGACAGGUCGUGAAGAUCAUCCGGCCCAGUGAGACAGCUGGCCGCUACAUCACCUACCGCCUAGUGCAGUAGCCCAGCCUCAGGUGAGCCUCUCACCAUAGUGAGGGCUCAGCACUGUUCCUGGAUGAGCCCCACCUGCCACCAGACUCUGCUGCCUGUUCUUGACCCAGCUAGCACACUGCCCUGCCAGGGUCCCAGCACAGGGCACCAUCCUGUUCUGAAAAGUAGGACUGUGUCUCAGGGCAGCCUGGACCACAUCUACACCUGCUUUUGUGGGUGAGACACAGCCUAGGCAUUUGAGAGGACCCAUUUGGUGGAAGGAAAGACUGACUCUUCCUGCAAGCUGUCCUCUGACCUCCAUGCGCACACCAUGGCAACUGUGCAUGUACCCACAAAAAUUAAAAUCUAAUGGGAGUGCAGACUUUAAUACCAACACCCAGGAGGCAGAGGCAGGCGGAUCUCAGAAUUCCAGGCCAACCUGGCCUACAUCCUGAGAUAUUAUCUCAAAAAACAAACUGUACUAUUGCCAGGCUAAAUCCUAGCCCUCUGGAGACUGAGGCAGGAGGAUUUUAACUUCAAGGCGAGUUUGUGGACUCUUUAGCAAGAACUGGUUCAACACCAGCAUUCUGGCAUGAGACCCUGGUCUAAGAAACAAUAAAACGGAACCCCACACAGCAUGGACCAUGCUCAUAAUCCUCCUCCGAGCCAGCUGAUCUGUACCUCCCAACUCUACUGGCACCCUCCUCCCACCCAGCACCCUAAUGGACAGUUGGCCCUUGACUGCUGCUCCCAUGGCCGUAAGGGUAUGGGCCAUAACCUGUUUGCCUUACAGGGUUUCUCUGUAGCUCUUGAGCCUGUCCUGGAACUAACUCGCUCUGUAGACCAUCCCUGUCUCAGAAAAAACAAACAAACAAACAUAUUUUGAGGA
Messenger RNA from Cricetulus griseus (Chinese hamster), 1615 nucleotides. Lineage: Eukaryota; Metazoa; Chordata; Mammalia; Rodentia; Cricetidae. The record is from RefSeq and is a predicted model, not a curated record.